GCUCUGGAAGCGCUCGACUGGACUCGAAACCAAGAUCAGGAGGAGAACGACCACGCGGAGUCGGACUCCGAUUCCGACGCCGACAUCGAGUCCUUGCAGAAGGACGUGGUCGAGUUCCGGGAGACCUCUCAGCCCCCGGAGCCCGGGGACAAGAUGAAGCUGGUGAAGGUCGCCAUGCUGCCGCCACCAACCUUCAUCGCCCUCGUCGAGUCCAGCAAGGUGAUCCUACAGAUGCCGGAUGGCUCUGAGAAGACAUUUCCGGCGGAGGAGGUGCAGAACGCAGCCGGUAUGCCGAUUGUCAAGAACCUCAACGUCAACAAGUUCCGGGAGAUCAGCUUCAAACUCGGCAAGGAGGAGGAUCUCGAGGCAUCGCCGAGGUCGACCGUCAAGUACCACCUGGACGUGGAGAUUGCCGAGGUCCAGACCGAAGGGACAAAGGGCCGGGUGCGGAUCAAGAUGGUCAGCGUUGAGGAAGCCCAGAUGAUUGUUGAGCCGGGUCCUGGAUGGGACGAUCAGAUGGAGCGUUGCUUGGGCCAAGUAGGAGAAAUCACCAGCGAGAGCGGGGCAACGAUCAGCGUGAGGCCGGAUGGCAACUCUUGGAUCUGGCCGCGCGAGCUGAUCGAGCCGGUGGGUGUUCUUGCCGACGAGGCCGGCACGAAGACGCACCAGCGGAAGUUGCGAGUCACGGCAUUCCUCAACUACACGGCCCGGACUGGCAAGUUGCAGCUGCAGGUGUGCUACGUGCCGCUUCUGCGAAGCCAUCAGCUGCUGCGUAACCUGCACUGCCUCGCCCAGCUGGCGAAGGUAGGUUUAGACUAUUUCUCUAUGAUUAUCGUCUUUCCCAGAUGGGAGCUUCGCACCGGCCGUGUCCCAGGUGAGCUCUUCCUGUCCACCUGGGUGAUGCAAGGGGUGGUGCCCCAGUGCCUGCUGGAGCUGUACCACUUCUACCACGACAUGCAGGACGAGACCAUCGUGCGAGCCUAUCCCCUGAACUCCGACGGUGAGGAGCAGACCCCGGGAAGCUGGGACCACUGGCUUCUGGUGAGGCUGGCGAUCCGAACCACUGCCAAGCACACGGGAGAUCAGGGGGUCCACGCAUUUGUAGCCAAGAUCAUUAAAGGAUCCGAGGGCCUGGAGGUGCGGAGGAUGGUGGACCUGCUCUUUGCGGAGGAAGGCUCGGCAGGCUUCGUCGUGGCGCAGCUCAUGUCGAGGCUGGAGAACCUUUCGCACGUCCUGGCUUGGUCCAGCUCGGGCUCCGAAGUGGAUGUGGUGGAGCUUCCGAGGCUGGGAAUUAGCUUCGAGUGGAAGGCAGGCCAGCUCGUGUCCAAGGAUUUCAAGGGCAUGCGCGUGGCCACCCCUGCGCCCCCGGAGCUCUUACAUCACUUCGAUGGCAUCCCACACAGCCUGCUACUUCAGGACCAGACGGACAGCUACCACAUCCUGGUCCCCUUCGUGGCCACCCAUCGGCCGAGCAUAGCCUCCGACCCUUUCUCCUCCGAAGUGGUCCUGGAGCGUGAGAACCGGCUUUGGCGGCUGCAUGAAACCAAGGUGUUCCUGUACGAGAUGCACCUUUCAGGGACCUUCUUGUACACCCCCACGCUCACGGCGGCCCUGUACCUCCUCUUCCUGAAGUUCCAGAACCGGAAGUAUGACCAGGUCUCCCAGCUCGUUCGUGCCAUAGCCACGGACAGCCCUUAUCAGAAGGAGGCGCUCCACGUCUUCGAGCACCUGGGCACCCUGAACCCCGACCAGCAUGCGGACGCGCACGCGGGGAGGAUCAUGAUCGCCCUCGCCACGGGGGACGCCAACAUGCGGCUCCCCAUGCGCCUGGACUUCGAGAUGGCGUGCUACGUGAAGAAGCUCACGCACGUCUCGGCUCGCUGCCGCUUGAAGUUGGAGGAGGAGGAGCGGGCUCU
Symbiodinium natans is the source of this 1916-nucleotide messenger RNA. NCBI's taxonomy places the organism in Eukaryota, Dinophyceae, Suessiales, Symbiodiniaceae. The record is from the annotation of a GenBank genome assembly.